Manis javanica (Malayan pangolin) is the source of this 1284-nucleotide messenger RNA. It is a transcript of the gene BCKDHB, whose product is annotated as branched chain keto acid dehydrogenase E1 subunit beta. The record is from RefSeq and is a predicted model, not a curated record. Lineage: Eukaryota; Metazoa; Chordata; Mammalia; Pholidota; Manidae. Gene Ontology annotation, biological process: response to nutrient; branched-chain amino acid catabolic process. Gene Ontology annotation, cellular component: oxoglutarate dehydrogenase complex.
AUGGGGACUGCCAGUGUAAAUAACUUUAGAAGAACAGCCCCAGCAUCGCCGUCAACACCGCGGACCUCAGCGCGCUGUAGUGCCCCGCGGCCGGCAGGGCGAAGGCUCCGCCUCCAGGCACCGUUUUCUCGGAGGCCACCUGCUCUCUCCGCCUCAGCCCUCACGCUUGCGCACAGCGCCAAACACCGCCCGGCCGUCCUCGUGGCAUUCCCCACCCCCGGGUUCCGGGCUCCGGUUGGUCUGUUUUCCGGGACCGCCCCUUGGGCCCAGCCAAUGAGGGAGCCACCCCGGAGAUCCGCCCUCCCUGUCGGGCGGGGGCGGAGGAGCCGUGAACCCCGGCAGCCAGUGGGCAUGGCGGCGGCGGGGGUGCCUGCUGGCCGGCUGCUGAGGCUGCGUGCGGCGGGUGCCGAGGGCGGCUGGCGUCGCCUGCGCGGGGCCCCGCUGAUGCGGGGCUUCCUGCAGUCCCCGACGCGGCAGGUGGCCCACUUCACGUUCCAGCCGGACCCGGCGCCCCACCAGUACGGGCAGACUCAGAAAAUGAAUCUUUUCCAGGCAGUAACGAGUGCAUUGGAUAACUCAUUGGCCAAAGACCCUACUGCAGUAAUAUUUGGUGAAGAUGUUGCCUUUGGUGGAGUCUUUAGAUGUACUGUUGGCUUGCGAGACAAGUAUGGAAAAGAUAGAGUGUUUAAUACCCCAUUGUGUGAACAAGGAAUUGUUGGGUUUGGAAUUGGAAUUGCAGUCACGGGAGCUACUGCCAUUGCAGAAAUUCAGUUUGCAGAUUAUAUUUUCCCUGCAUUUGAUCAGAUUGUUAAUGAAGCUGCCAAGUAUCGCUAUCGCUCUGGAGAUCUUUUUAAUUGUGGAAGCCUCACCAUUCGGUCCCCUUGGGGUUGUGUUGGCCAUGGGGCUCUCUAUCAUUCUCAGAGUCCAGAAGCUUUUUUUGCUCACUGCCCAGGAAUCAAGGUGGUUGUACCCAGAAGCCCUUUCCAGGCCAAGGGACUUCUUUUGUCAUGCAUAGAGGAUAAAAAUCCUUGUAUAUUUUUUGAACCUAAAAUACUUUACAGGGCAGCAGUGGAACAAGUUCCUGUAGAUCCGUACAACAUCCCCCUGUCCCAGGCUGAAGUUAUACAGGAAGGGAGUGAUGUCACUCUAGUUGCUUGGGGCACUCAGGUUCAUGUGAUCCGAGAGGUAGCUUCCAUGGCUCAGGAAAAGCUGGGAGUGUCCUGUGAAGUCAUUGAUCUGAGGACUAUAAUACCUUGGGAUGUGGAUACAGUUUGCAAGGUAUGA